GCACAAUAAGCCUGUAAGCAUCUGCGAAGACGAAGGGAAGAGACCGAACAAGUGCGAGAGUGAGAUUCUUUCUGCAGAGGAUAGUAUUAUUCUGUUUUCAUUUCCACAAAAUUACUGUAUGGAGGUUGAAACUCAAACUCUCUCUCAUUUCUCCUACUCCCUUGAUGGAAAUGACAUUUCUCACGAUCUCCGUACUCAUGAAUCACCGCGGUUCGAAAUGCUGAGUGAGGAAGCCCAGGUCACCAAUUCCUGUGAUACGGAAGAUCCAGUUGGCGGCGCGUGCUUGGACAGUGCUGCUGCUGUCAAGUUGCAGAAGGUCUACAGGGGUUAUCGCACCCGGCGCAGGUUAGCGGACUCCGCUGUCGUCGCCGAAGAACUCUGGUGGCAAGCUAUAGACUAUGCUAGACUGAAUCAUAGAACCAUUUCCUUCUUCAAUAUGCAAGAAAGUGCGGCUUCGAGGUGGAACCGUAUUAGCUUGAAUGCUUCCAGGGUGGGAAAGGGUUUAUCCAUGGACGUUAAAGCACAAAAAUUGGCUUUUCAACAUUGGAUUGAAGCUAUUGAUCCAAGGCAUCGAUAUGGGCACGUCUUGCAUUUGUAUUAUGAGGAAUGGUGUAAGGCAGAUUCUGGUCAGCCAUUCUUUUACUGGUUGGACGUAGGAGAUGGAAAAGAGCUUGAUCUCAAAGAAUGUCCAAAGUCGAAGCUUCGAGAACAAUGCAUCAAGUAUCUUGGACCACAAGAGAGAGAACAUUAUGAGUAUAUCAUUUCUGAAGGCAAAAUCAUUCACAAACAAACUGGAGAUCUCCUUGAUACAACUCAAGGGGCAAAGUGGAUCUUUGUUAUGAGCACCUCUAAGAGACUAUAUGCUGGUGAGAAAAGGAAGGGAACGUUCCAUCAUUCAAGUUUCCUGGCUGGGGGUGCUACGGUAGCUGCUGGAAGGUUGAUGGCAGAGGAUGGUAUUCUUAAGUCCAUUUCUCCAUAUAGUGGACACUACCGACCAUCAGAAGAUAGCUUCAAAAGCUUUUUAUCCUUUCUCAACGAUAAUGGAAUAAAUCUUGAUGAAGUCCAGAUAAACAAGGCUAGUGAAGAUUCUGACACCUAUGACGAUGGCAAAUAUAAUGGAAGUGGGAGGAUGAUUGACCUUAUAAGGAGUCUGGAGCCUCCUAAACUCAAAAUAGAGGAUGAUCCUAUCUCCGAAUUGCCAGAAGUUAAACAAGCAGAAAAGAAAGGUGAAUACAAAAGGACCUUAUCCGGUGGCCUUCAGAGCCCGAGAGCUGAGGUGCCCAAGGCGACUAUACUGCAAAGAAUCAAUUCUAAGAAGGCAGCAAAAUCAUACCAAUUAGGGCAUCAGAUUUCUCUCAAGUGGUCAACUGGUGCUGGCCCAAGAAUCGGGUGUGUUGCUGACUACCCGUUAGAAGUUAGAGUACAGGCCUUGGAGUUUGUCAAUCUAUCUCCACGAACUCCACGCACUCCCACUUGCUGGCGCACUUCUGGUCUGGCAUCACCCGCAGCUCAACCCACACAAGAUUUGCCAAGCGGUGAUGGGACCUCUCACUAGCCCUUGCUCUACUAUCAUUUGCCUAGUGGAUUGUCAAGUGAAUGCUAAUGACAAAAAAUAAAAUGCCAAUGAUAUCUUAUUUGGAUCUAAA
Messenger RNA from Populus nigra (black poplar), 1646 nucleotides. RefSeq names its product IQ domain-containing protein IQM3-like. The coding region runs from base 119 to 1555 and encodes 478 amino acids. Lineage: Eukaryota; Viridiplantae; Streptophyta; Magnoliopsida; Malpighiales; Salicaceae. The transcript has 9 exons. The record is from RefSeq and is a predicted model, not a curated record. Gene Ontology annotation, molecular function: protein binding.